AUGGUGUCCCGCAAGGCCGUGGCUGCCCUGCUGCUGGUGCACGCGGCCGCCAUGCUGGCCUCACAGACAGAGGCCUUCUUUCCCAUCUUCACUUACAGCGAACUCCAGAAGAUGCAGGAAAAAGAACACAACAAAGGAGGAAAGAAAUCCCUGAAUUUACAGCAGCGGUCUGAGGAGGAGGGUCCCCUGUUCUCUGAGGAGUCCACAGAGGAAGAAGAAAACCAAGUUAUCAAGCUGACUGCUCCUGUGGAAAUUGGAAUAAGGAUGAACUCCAGGCAGCUGGAAAAGUACCGGGCCACGCUGGAAGGGCUGCUGAGCCAGGAGCUGCUGUCUACCCAGAAGGCCAAGUGA
Messenger RNA from Condylura cristata (star-nosed mole), 351 nucleotides. RefSeq names its product motilin (gene MLN). Gene Ontology annotation, cellular component: extracellular region. The coding region runs from base 1 to 351 and encodes 116 amino acids. The record is from RefSeq and is a predicted model, not a curated record. Gene Ontology annotation, molecular function: hormone activity; motilin receptor binding. NCBI's taxonomy places the organism in Eukaryota, Metazoa, Chordata, Mammalia, Eulipotyphla, Talpidae. The transcript is spliced from 4 exons.